AUGGCUUCUAUUAUUCGCGCGUUGCGGCCUUUGUCGCGUACCCCCUCAGUCCGUGUAGCGGGCAAACGACUCGCUGCUGGCCGGCCCGUACAGAGCGCAUAUGCAUUCUCAACCACCCCCCGCCGGCGGGAGGUCGACCUCUCCGAGCUGACCCCGACGCCGAUCACCCUCCUGUCCGAGACGGAAUCUCUCAUGGCCGACUCAGUAUCGAAGUUCGCCGUGGAGCAAAUCGGCCCGAAGGUACGGGAUAUGGACGAGGCUGAGACCAUGGACGCAAAGGUUGUAGAGCAGCUCUUUGAGCAGGGCCUGAUGGGCAUUGAGGUGCCAGAGGAGUUUGGCGGCGCCGGGAUGAACUUCACCGCGGCAAUCGUCGCGAUCGAGGAGCUGGCACGCGUGGACCCUAGUGUCAGCGUGCUGGUCGAUGUUCACAAUACACUGGUCAACACCGCGAUCAUGAAAUACGGUGAUGCCAAGGCUCAGCGUACCUGGCUGCCCAAGCUGACUACCGGCACUGUCGGCUCGUUCUGUCUCUCCGAGCCUGCAUCUGGCUCUGAUGCCUUUGCUCUCCAGACUAAGGCUGAGAAGACCGCCGAUGGUUAUAAGAUCAAUGGCUCUAAGAUGUGGAUCACCAACUCUAUGGAGGCCGGUAUCUUCAUCGUCUUUGCCAACAUUGACCCCAGCAAGGGCUACAAGGGUAUUACUGCUUUCAUUGUCGAGAAGGAUACCCCUGGCUUCUCAAUCGCCAAGAAGGAGAAGAAGCUCGGAAUUCGUGCUAGUAGCACUUGUGUGCUCAACUUUGAUGACUGUGUCAUUCCCAAGAGCAACCUUCUCGGCGAGGAGGGACAAGGAUACAAGUACGCCAUUAGUGUGUUGAACGAGGGCCGUAUUGGUAUCGCCGCCCAGAUGACCGGUCUGGCUCUUGGCGCAUGGGAGAAUGCUGCACGGUACGUUUGGAACGACCGCCGCCAAUUCGGCGAGCUUAUCGGAAACUUCCAAGGCAUGCAGCACCAGAUCGCACAAGCCUACACUGAGAUCGCCGCCGCCCGCGCUCUCGUCUACAAUGCCGCCCGCAAGAAGGAGGCUGGCCAGGACUUCGUCCAGGACGCCGCUAUGGCUAAGCUGUACGCUUCCCAGGUCGCCGGCCGGGUGUCCAGCUCUGCUGUUGAGUGGAUGGGUGGUAUGGGCUUUGUCCGUGAGGGCAUCGCUGAGAAGAUGUUCCGUGAUAGCAAGAUCGGUGCUAUCUACGAGGGUACCAGCAACAUCCAGUUGCAGACUAUUGCCAAGCUUCUCCAGAAGCAGUACACGAACUAG
This is a messenger RNA of Penicillium crustosum, 1311 nucleotides long. RefSeq names its product acyl-CoA dehydrogenase. Gene Ontology annotation, molecular function: flavin adenine dinucleotide binding; acyl-CoA dehydrogenase activity. The coding region runs from base 1 to 1311 and encodes 436 amino acids. Gene Ontology annotation, cellular component: mitochondrion. The transcript has 3 exons. Lineage: Eukaryota; Fungi; Ascomycota; Eurotiomycetes; Eurotiales; Aspergillaceae. The record is from RefSeq and is a predicted model, not a curated record.